This is a messenger RNA of Patella vulgata (common limpet), 1709 nucleotides long. RefSeq names its product beta-1,3-galactosyltransferase 2-like. The transcript has a single exon. Bases 1 to 987 code for a protein of 328 amino acids. NCBI's taxonomy places the organism in Eukaryota, Metazoa, Mollusca, Gastropoda, Patellidae. Gene Ontology annotation, cellular component: membrane. Gene Ontology annotation, molecular function: hexosyltransferase activity. The record is from RefSeq and is a predicted model, not a curated record.
AUGUUUAAGCUGAAGCAUACAAAAAAACAGACGAUAAUAGCGUCAAUCUUUGUUUUUAUUUUGAUUUUGAUUUGGAGACAGUAUUAUGUCAUCCCCGGUCUCGACUUGUUCAAACACUUUUUUGAUGACACUCGAACCCACAGCUAUAAAUACCUCAUCAGUGAAUCGGAGAUUUGUAAACCUUUUCCAGAAAAAAUAUUUCUAUUAAUAGCAGUUCCUUCAAGAACGUCUGAGUUUGAAGAAAGAAAGGCUAUAAGACAGACAUGGGGGUCGUUAGCUGUGAAUAAUACAGAAAUACGUUUGGUUUUUAUGCUUGGAUAUCGUGCAGAGAUCAACCAUCAUGAUUUAAAGACUGAAAGUGAAAACUACCACGAUAUUAUUCAAGAGGAUUUUUACGAUAGUUACCAUAAUCUCAGUAUUAAAUCUGAAGCCAUUCUUCGUUUCGCCAGCACAUUUUGUCCAGGUGUAAAAUAUAUACUAAAAGUUGAUGUGGAUGUCUUUAUAAACCUACCCGCCUUGAUCGAGGAUUUACGUAAACAUGACGGGAGAAAUAUGAUUAUGGGACACGACCUUCUGUUCACGAAGCCCAAUCGAAACCCAAAGUCAAAGUGGUACGUGGACGAUAUUACUUAUCCAUUAGAGCGUUAUCCAAAUUAUGUAUCUGGACCGGCCUAUGUUUUAUCCGGAGAUAUAACAAGCAAAUUACUCAGUGUCGCUCUAAAGACAAAAUACAAUUAUCUAGAAGAUGUUUUUAUUAAUGGUAUAGUAAGGGAACGUGCUGCAGUUAAAUUUGUUCACCAUCGAGGAUUCCAUUCAGGGGUCGCUGCCUGGGAUCCAUUUGUUGAUAUUUGUUGGUUUGAAAAUCACAUUUCUGGACAUCCCUAUACAAAAGAACAAAUAAUACACAUGUGGUCAGAAAAAAUUCAAAACAAAAUCUGCACAUGGUUAAUAAAAGUGUUUUAUAAGUUGCAUGAUCUUUUAAGGUGAUGGUGAUGGCGAUUCAUUGGAUCAUGUGCUUUGCAUAACCCCCAUUUUGUCGUCAUUUGCAUUCGGAAAAUAUCUAAUAUUUUACAGAUCAAUCGAUCAAUACUGAAAUUAAUUAACGUUUAGUCGAGAUAAGAAAACACUAGAUGAUCCCCAGGCUGGAAUUCAAGGAUUAAAAAGUAAAGAUUACAGGUGGCGCUGGUUUGUUUUGACUAUAUCGCGAUAUAUCGUCUACAUGAGAUACCGAAUACUGAUAAAAAACUGAGCCAUUUUCGGACUCUUAUGUUCCUUUAGGACAACCAACUUUCACAGUAUUGUGGUUUUUAAAGAUGUGUUUUAUAAGAUUAAGAUAAAGAACUGGCAGUUCUUGUUAAAAUAGUUAAAAACGAGAUAAUGAAAACUGCAAUCAUAUUGCUUCUUUCUUUGGGGUUGGGUGGCUGAAUGGUUAGCACGCGCGUGCUGUAUCAUAAAGUCUGCCAUUGAGUCAACUGGCGUGGUUUCGAAUCCCCGGUUGUACAUGACAAGGAGUAGGGUCGCCUGUCCAACCUCGUGGGUUUUCUUCGGGUCCUCCGGUUUCCUCCCACUGCUAAAGACCCUUACGCGCAAGCGAAUUAUGGAAAUAAAAUUGAACCAUAUGUUAGUCCCGAAAUGACCUAGUUUGUGUCGUUAAACCCCAUUUUUCCCCCUCUCUCUUUCUGGGCGACGUUAGGACUGUUUGCAGAACA